AUGAAUGUUCCAGUCGAUGAACUUUAUGAAACUGAUACUAUUUUCUCACAGGAAGGAGAUUUACCAGGUAAAAAGUUAUUAUUUUUCACGAAUGAAAUUAAUUUUUUCAGAGAAUUAUUUAUACAAGAAGUUGGCAGAUGUAGAGUCUGAAACAGAAGAUGGAAAUUGCCCGGAUAAGCUUGUUUCUGAUGCAAGCGACGAUGAUGAUAGCUUUCCUACGUUAUUAGAACACGCAAGAUAUCAACAAGCUGGUGACUUUCAAGCAAAUCGUCGUCAUAAUUUAUUUGACGAAUUAGUCAAUACUGAAAAGUAUGCCGAGUUUUCGGGACCAUCUGGUUUUGUUUACGAUGAUACCUAUGAUAUUGCCAAAGAUACUUUUCGUUAUGGACGGUAAAAAAAGUUAUAAAGUGUCAUUUUUGACUAGAUAGAUUUCAGCGUCACUCGCGGUGUCAGUUAUCAAUUGAAAUCUGGAAAAAUGCAAGAAGAAACUCUUGAAAAAGUCAAAAAACAAGACGAGAAUAACGACAAUGUUUUGGUUAGCAAAGUCACUGAAGAUGAAAAAACCCAUCGAGUUACUACAGAAGUGACAAUUUCACUCGACCGAGGAUUUUCUGAUUUAUACGAAACUCAGAUGCCAAAGUACUUUGAGUAUCGUCAACAAUUUCCAGUAAGUUUUGUUUGAAGAGUGCUGGGAAAAUGAAUUGAUUUCAGGAAAUAUCAGGAAUCUGGACAAUUUUGUUGGGACAAGAAGAAUAUAAAACAACAAAAACCUACGAAUUGCAAGUUUCAAUUUGCGCGGCUCUUAAUUCUCGAAAAUUCAUGAUAAUGUGCAUCGGAGUUGAUGAAUAUAACACAGUGACUGGUGUUGAAAUGACAGCUGAACAACGGGUUAUUUUUAGAAUGGCACUUACAAGAGCUGUUGCUGGAGAAUUUCAACCUCCACUUAUCAAGGUUUUUCGUGAAAAUAUCAUUUUUUUUUUCAAAUGAAAACUAUAUUUUUCAGCUUCCACCCAAACAAUUGACUGGUAUUUCCGCAAUGAAACAAGAUGUUGCGAAUUUCACAUCUUCAAUUGAUGUUCUUUUUAUUCCAAUCUUCCAAGUUCCUGAAGAAAAUUUGGGAGAACCUCGUCCAAAACGAUUUUUGAUUGUUGUUCGUGUUAAAGAAACAACCGAAAAACUCUAUCAAUUGUCUUCUGGAAAAGUUUAUAUUGAAGAAGGUGGAGUUCCGAUGGAAUUGUCCAGUUUGAAUGAGGUAACAUUAUAAAUGAUGAAAACAAAAUAAGAUGAAAUUUAAGGCUCACAAAUUGUUGAUUCUCGACAAAGAUGAAGAAUCGAAAGGAAGCCUUUUCUCUGAAAAUGUCGAACUUUUCCAUGAUUCCGAAUUCGAAUCAGAAGAAGAAGAUGAACCAGAAUCUGAACCUGAACAAAUCGAAGAACCUCAAAUUCCCGAACCAACUCCUGCUCAAAGUAUUCAAACAGUUGUAGCUGAAAAAAUAAUUCCAAAACUUGAAACCGAAAAGAACAAAUUGGAUAAAAUCUGGAAACAUAUUUCGCCAAGCGAAAAAACCGAAAACAUCAUUCUCGCCGUUCUUUGCUUUGCCUCAAUCAGUUUUGGAAUCUAUAAAUUAUCAAGAAGAAGUUAA
This is a messenger RNA of Caenorhabditis angaria, 1643 nucleotides long. Lineage: Eukaryota; Metazoa; Nematoda; Chromadorea; Rhabditida; Rhabditidae. The record is from the annotation of a GenBank genome assembly.